Abrus precatorius (Indian licorice) is the source of this 1315-nucleotide messenger RNA. Its product is annotated as NAP1-related protein 2-like. Bases 143 to 919 code for a protein of 258 amino acids. Gene Ontology annotation, biological process: nucleosome assembly. Gene Ontology annotation, molecular function: chromatin binding; histone binding. Gene Ontology annotation, cellular component: nucleus; chromatin. The record is from RefSeq and is a predicted model, not a curated record. The transcript is spliced from 10 exons. Lineage: Eukaryota; Viridiplantae; Streptophyta; Magnoliopsida; Fabales; Fabaceae.
AGUUGAGUGACGAACGACACAUAUAAACCCCCCAAAACCCUAACAAUUGAGUUAGUACACUUCCCCCGACUCGCUCGAACAAGGGUGUGCUAGGGUUUUACGCAAGAAGCCGGGGCUGCUUCUAAGCACGAGCCAGGAGAAAAUGGUGGCCGACAAGAGCAAGAAGUUGAAAGUUUCUGACAAAGGCGAGAAUGUGGAUGAUGUCGACGGAGAACUCGUUCUCUCCAUCGAGAAGUUGCAGGAGAUCCAAGACGAGCUCGAAAAGAUCAACGAGGAGGCCAGCGACAAAGUCCUCGAAAUUGAACAGAAGUACAAUGAGAUACGGAAGCCAGUUUAUGAUAAGCGGAACGAUAUUAUCAAGCGUAUUCCUGAUUUCUGGUUAACUGCUUUUUUGAGUCAUCCUGCUCUUGGUGAUCUUUUGAACGAAGAAGAUCAGAAGAUAUUUAAGUAUUUGAGUUCUCUUGAAGUUGAAGAUUAUAAAGAUGUCAAAUCAGGCUACUCAAUCACCUUUAAUUUCAAUCCCAAUCCCUAUUUUGAGGAUACAAAGCUUGUUAAGACUUAUACCUUCCUUGAAGAAGGAACAACAAAGGUUACUGCUACACCCAUUAAAUGGAAAGAAGGCAAGGGCAUACCCAAUGGAGUUAAUCAUGAAAAGAAAGGGAACAAGAGGGCUCCUACUGAUGUCAGUUUCUUCAGUUGGUUUAAUGACACCGAGCAAAAAGAUGAUAUGGAUGACAUUCAUGAUGAGGUUGCAGAAUUAAUCAAGGAUGAUUUAUGGCCAAAUCCACUUACUUAUUUCAACAAUGAAGAGCCUGAUGAAGAGGAUGAAGCUGAUGACGAGGGAAAGGAUGAGGAUGACUCUGAGGACGACGAUGACCAAGAUGAUGACGAUGAUGAGGGUGAGGAGGAGGGGAAGUGAAAAUGGAUAAUGGUGGUAUAUACCCUUUUUCUGGGUUGUAGGAGUAUCUAAGUGGGCUUUAGGGGAUGAUGACCACGGCCACCUUUUCUGGUUAUCAACCCAUAUCAGCUGGUGGAGCUACCUAGGCCAGUUAAUGGUUCUCUCUCUGACGAUGAUCUAUUUAUUGUCCUAUGAAGUUAUUUCUGGUUUCAUCCCUAGUGCACUUUUUUUAGAUACUAAUGUUAUAUCGGUUUUAUUUCUUGACCCUUUGUUGUGGAACUACAUAGUAAAAUUGCAGUAUUUAGUGUAUAGCUGUUUCGUAUUAGCGUGCAGGAUUACAAGUGACUGAAGUGAGCAAUGAUCUGCCAAGCAGAUAUUCAAAUACUAUUCCAAUGCUAUCUAAUCGAUUUUCUUUAC